CGAGAAGGAAGCGGAUCCGCUGCCGCGCAGCUAAACCGCAUCGAAGUAUCCUCUUCGUCUCCCUCCGCCGCUAUAGGGGCCUAAGCGGGAGCGGCUGGGACGGCGUCACUGAGAGGGCUGGGGGCGGAAGUGGAGGCGGAGGGAGACAGUGUCGACCGCAGGGCCUUGGGCUCUCGCGCCGAGGCUCUGGUGGGCGCGAGGCAGGGGAGGGGGAGGAGGAGGAGCCCGCGGCCCGGGCGGCGGCGGCAGCGGCGGCGCCCGACUUCCCCGUAGGGCCCCGCCUCGGAGCGGGCUGCGGUGGAAGAGAGGAGGAGACUGAGGAGCAGGAUGGCGGCCUCGGCCCUGUAUGCCUGCACCAAGUGUACCCAGCGCUAUCCGUUCGAGGAGCUCUCCCAGGGCCAGCAGCUCUGCAAGGAAUGUCGGAUUGCGCAUCCUAUUGUAAAAUGUACUUACUGCAGAUCAGAAUUUCAACAAGAGAGCAAAACUAAUACAAUAUGUAAGAAGUGUGCUCAAAAUGUGAAGCAAUUUGGCACACCUAAGCCUUGUCAAUACUGUAACAUAAUUGCAGCAUUUAUUGGUACAAAGUGUCAGCGUUGUACAAAUUCAGAAAAAAAAUACGGACCACCUCAGACCUGUGAACAGUGCAAACAACAGUGUGCUUUUGAUCGAAAGGAGGAAGGAAGAAGAAAGGUUGAUGGAAAGUUAUUAUGCUGGCUCUGUACUUUAUCAUACAAGAGAGUUUUACAGAAGACAAAAGAACAGAGGAAGAGCCUGGGAUCUUCACAUUCAAACUCAUCUUCUUCAUCUCUUACUGAGAAAGACCAGCAUCAUUCAAAACAUCAUCACCACCAUCAUCACCAUCACCAUCGUCACAGCAGUAGCCAUCACAAAAUCAGCAAUCUGAGUCCAGAACAAGAGCAGGGACUGUGGAAACAGAGCCAUAAAUCCUCUGCAGCAAUUCAGAAUGAAACUCCAAAGAAAAAGCCCAAAUUGGAAUCUAAGCCAUCUAACGGAGAUAGUAGCUCUAUAAAUCAGUCAGCAGAUAGUGGGGGAACAGACAAUUUUGUCCUUAUAAGUCAACUGAAAGAAGAAGUGAUGUCACUUAAACGUCUCUUACAGCAGAGAGACCAGACCAUUUUAGAAAAAGAUAAAAAGCUAACCGAACUAAAGGCGGACUUUCAGUAUCAAGAGUCAAAUUUGAGAACAAAGAUGAACAGUAUGGAAAAAGCUCACAAAGAAACUGUGGAACAACUUCAGGCCAAAAACAGAGAACUACUCAAACAGGUCGCAGCAUUGUCAAAGGGUAAAAAGUUUGACAAAAGUGGAAGCGUACUAACAUCCCCUUGAGAAAGUAGUUUUUCAUGUAGUGUUUCUGCUGAAAAUGUACAUUUGAAAAAAAUUCUGUGAAGCCCUUAAAUUCUGUGUAGUGGAGAAAUAUUUUUGCACACCAAAUGAAUUGGUGUGUUUCCUAUUCACUUUUGUAACUGAUACACAGCAUUUUUUAAGUUGUAAAACGUUCAAAUAAAACUUCAACUGGUUUGAAGUUACUUUUUAAUUAUUUGAUAUCCAGGAACUUUUUUGCCAGCAAUAGUAUUAAACACUUGUAAAGGAGUGCGUGAGUAGUGCUCUUUAUAAAAUGCAACAGGCAAUAAUAGAUUACGGUUUUCAGAAGUCAGAGCAGCAGGGUUUGGGUUGGUUUUGUUUUGUGUUUUACACUAUACUAAUUUCGGAUAAAAGUUUUCAAUUUAGAAAUACAAAAACUUUUAAACAAGGAAAAUGGUGAACACUGGUUUUUUGGUAAUUGUGUUUUUACUUUGCAUCAACAUGAACUUAGAAAAUCAUGGUGCUUUUAUUAAAUGAACUUCAGAAUAUAUGUAAAUAUGUUUUUAAAAGUUACAUCAUUAACAUUAGUUAGUAAACUGGUAUUUUCAUUAUUCGUAUAGGAAUUAAUGUUUAUUGUACAGUAUCCAAGGUAAAAUGUGUUCUGUUUUGUACAAACUACUGUAGAUUUUUACUUACAAGUGCCUUUUUGCCACCUAAUGUUUUUAUUUAUAGGAAUGCCGAUCUUUUGUACAUAUGGUUUGUUUUAAAAUCAUGUUUAAUAAAUGUUUGUAUAUAAAUGCAUAUGUACAGAAGCCUAUUUCAAAAGGAAAUCAAAGUUGUUAGUAAAAUGUUUGAGUUUGCAUUAAGAACUGAUAAUGCAUAUAGACUCUAGAUGAUUUUGUGGUUUGUGUGUGAUAUGAGAAGCUAUUGGUCACUGAAUUCAUUGAAUUAUGUAAAAAUACUUCCCCAAAGAUUUAAUUUUAAAUCAUUUCUGAUAGAGUAAUUUUAUUUUUUAUGUCCUAUGGCUUCAUGUUCAUAUUUUGUGAGUUACAUAUUUUGCUUUCUUUUUGUUUUAUAAAAGUUUUUUAAAAAUUUAUAAUUUUUCUGCAGUGGUCCAUAUAUCUGCUUUCCCUAUAAUAUGUGGUUAUCUAAGUUAAUAUUUAUGUACACCGUACUUGAUUUGUAAGUUUAAAGCAAAUCUGGAAAAAUUUAAAUAACUUAAAUCAAUCCAUGAUUAUCUUUGAAUAAAUUGGAAUCUACUGUAAGAUACAGGCACUAU
Prionailurus viverrinus (fishing cat) is the source of this 2602-nucleotide messenger RNA. It is a transcript of the gene FAM76B, whose product is annotated as family with sequence similarity 76 member B. The coding region runs from base 328 to 1347 and encodes 339 amino acids. Lineage: Eukaryota; Metazoa; Chordata; Mammalia; Carnivora; Felidae. The transcript has 10 exons. The record is from RefSeq and is a predicted model, not a curated record.